AUGCUCCCGCAGAAGCUUCCUGAGCUUUUCCAGGAUUCCACGGCGACAUGCCCACAGUCUACAGACGGUCCUGAAAUUACAUUUACGACGAUGCGAACCAUCGGAUCGGGCUCCUUCGGGGUUGUCUUCAUUGCAAAGACAAGCACGGGCGAGCUCAUUGCAAUCAAGAAGGUCUUCCAGGAUCGGAAGUAUCGCAACCGCGAGCUCUCCAUCAUGCAGGAGCUAGGUCAGCAUCCGUGCAUUAUACGUCUUAUCAACUCCUACAUCUCCGUGGCAACAAACCAAACGAAUGGGGAUUUCUUGAAUAUUCUAAUGGACUACUACCAGGAAAAUGGGUAUCAAAUCUAUAAGAGUUACAUCAGGGCUGGGAUAAAGAUGCCCAUGUUUCACAUAAAGUUAUAUACGUUCCAGUUUCUGCGCGGCUUGGCAUACAUGCAUUCCUUUAAUAUCGCAAACCGCGACCUUAAGCCCCAGAAUACCCUCGUGAACCGCGAGUCUGGUCGUGCGGUUCUCUGCGAUCUGGGGUCUGCGAAGAAGUUGAAUCCUGCAGAGCCCAACAUAGCGUACAUCUGCAGUCGCUACUAUCGCGCCCCCGAGCUCAUCUUCGGUUCGCGCUACUACACCACAGUCAUCGAUAUUUGGUCUUUUGGUUGCGUUGUCGCUGAGAUGAUAAUCGGUAAGCCGAUCUACGCUGGGUCUUCGCCACUGGAUCAGAUUAUCGAGAUUAUCAAAAUACUCGGACCACCAAGCCUCAAGGAGCUUAAGGAGAUGAACCCAACUUUAAAGGAAUACGCCUUCCCAACGAUAAGGACCACACCAAUGUCAGAUGUUCUUGGAACAAAGGACCCCGUAGUCUUAGACUUCUUUGCCCGCUGCUUUAAGUACUCUCCCAACGAGCGCAUAACGGCCUAUGAGGCCCUUGCCCACCCAUUCUAUGACGACCUGCGUGCUCGCGACGCUCCAAUAUCCAAAGACCUGAAGUUGUUUGAGUUUAGUGAAUACGAGCGCAAGGCCAUGUCCCCCGAGCUUCUCUCUAAGAUCCGUCCCCAGUAG
Giardia duodenalis is the source of this 1053-nucleotide messenger RNA. RefSeq names its product Kinase, CMGC GSK. Gene Ontology annotation, molecular function: protein serine/threonine kinase activity; ATP binding. The transcript has a single exon. Gene Ontology annotation, cellular component: cytoplasm. Bases 1 to 1053 code for a protein of 350 amino acids. Gene Ontology annotation, biological process: signal transduction; protein phosphorylation. The record is from RefSeq and is a predicted model, not a curated record. NCBI's taxonomy places the organism in Eukaryota, Fornicata, Diplomonadida, Hexamitidae.